CCAAGCAGCGCAGCGCAUCUCAUCUCUCUGUCUUCUGCCGAUCACCGAAUAAAGUGGCCUAUCAUGGGUGAUAAUCUCCUCGAAAAAACCGUCCUCGUGACUGGUGGUGCUGGCGGUCUCGGCAAAGCUAUCGCGACCAAGUUCCUCGAAGCCGGUGCCAACGUGGUCAUCUGUGAUAUUCAUGAGCAGAGGCUCCGUGAGGCAGCUGCGGAGCUUGGAGUCAAGGGUCGUGUGAAAGCUGUCCAGGCGGAUAUCACAUCUGCGACUGACGUGCAGAGACUCGUGGACGAGGUGGUGGCAGAGUUUCGGCAGCUGGAUGUCCUGAUCAAUAAUGCGGGGAUUAUGGAUCGGUUUGAUCCCGUGGGGGAUCUGGACGAGGGACUCUGGGAUAGAGUGAUGGCCGUGAACUUGACGGCGCCGUAUCUGUUGAGUAAGCUGGCGGUUAGGAAUAUGCUGGCCCAGGGGGAGGGGAAAAGGGACGGAUGCAUUGUUAAUAUUGUAUCCGUGGCGGCGAAAGCUGGGUGGGCUGCUGGUGCGGCAUACACGGCAAGUAAACACGGACUUGUCGGAUUGACGAAAAACACGGCCUCGUUCUAUGGGAAUCAAGGGAUUCGAUGCAAUGCGCUGAUGCUGGGAGGUAUGGACACGAAUAUUGUCGACGCGUUCCAGUCGGGCAUCAACGCGGUCGGCUUGAAUAAGGCAAGGGGAAUCAUGGCGGCUGUUCAAGCACCACUUUGUCAGGCCGAUCAGGCGGCGGACGUGUGUCUGUCGUUGGCAUGUGGGAAAGGCUCGAAGUUGAUUAACGGCGCUUGCAUUCCGGUGGAUCAAGGAUGGACCGGAGUGGUGGGUUGAGCGGGAGAUAAAUGAUUUCAACUUCUGUAUUUCCGUGGCAAGGGACCAACCAACCCCGCAAUUUGAUGACAGAGGAUGUUUCACGUUCGUGGGCC
Aspergillus steynii IBT 23096 is the source of this 947-nucleotide messenger RNA. Its product is annotated as SDR family NAD(P)-dependent oxidoreductase. Gene Ontology annotation, molecular function: oxidoreductase activity. The coding region runs from base 64 to 852 and encodes 262 amino acids. NCBI's taxonomy places the organism in Eukaryota, Fungi, Ascomycota, Eurotiomycetes, Eurotiales, Aspergillaceae. The transcript is spliced from 2 exons. The record is from RefSeq and is a predicted model, not a curated record.